CGGAAGCUCAUAUUGAACGCAUCUGCCUCGGAUCCAUCGCCUGCAUCUGUCUCUCGUCCCACUCCAGUUAGAAAUGUGGAGAACAGUUUUGGAUACAAUGGCUGCAAACUAGUUGGAUGUGGCUCUGCUGUACCGAGUUUGAAUAUAUCUAAUGAAGAUCUUGCGAAAAUAGUUGAUACUAAUGAUGAAUGGAUUUCAGUCCGAACUGGAAUUCACAACAGAAAAGUUCUUUCAGGCAAAGACAACUUGACUGCACUAGCUGUGGAGGCUUCAAAGAAAGCUCUUGAGAUGGCUGAGGUAGAUCCUGAUGACGUGGAUUUAAUUUUACUGUGCACUUCGACACCAGAUGAUCUCUUUGGCAGUGCACCACAGAUUCAAAAAGCAUUGGGUUGCCAUAGAAACCCGUUGUCUUUUGAUAUAACAGCUGCUUGUAGUGGCUUCAUGCUUGGAUUGAUAUCUGCUGCUUGCUAUAUUAGAGGUGGUGGAUUUAAAAAUGUCCUUGUAAUUGGGGCAGAUGCACUUUCUCGAUACGUUGAUUGGACAGAUAGAGGGACUUGUAUUCUCUUUGGUGAUGGUGCUGGCGCUGUACUUGUCCAGGCCUGUGACAUUGCAGAAGAUGGUUUAUUUGCUUUUGACUUGCAUAGUGAUGGUGAUGGUCAAAGGCACUUAAAUGCUUCUUUAAAAGAGAACGAAACAGAGAAAAAAGUGGGCACAAACGGUUCAUUAAUUGGGUUUCCACCUAAACGCUCCAACUUUUCAUGCGUUCAAAUGAAUGGUAAGGAGGUCUUUAGGUUUGCGGUUCGUGUUGUGCCACAGUCUAUUGAAGCUUCAUUAAAGAAAGCUGGCAUCACCAACUCUAACGUUGAUUGGUUGCUUCUCCAUCAGGCGAAUCAAAGGAUUAUUGAUGCUGUUGCAACACGUUUGGCUAUCCCACCUGAAAAUGUGAUAUCAAAUUUAUCAAACUAUGGGAAUACAAGCGCUGCUUCCAUUCCAUUGGCUUUGGAUGAAGCGGUUAGAAGCGGGAAAGUUCGGUCAGGCCAUACUAUUGCUGCUGCUGGAUUUGGGGCUGGCCUUACAUGGGGCUCUGCAAUUAUGAGAUGGGGAUGAACAACUUAAAUGACGAUCAGCCCAAUGUAUCAUAUUGAGAUGAGAGGAUGUUGAUAAUUUUGUGCCUUUAGUAGUUUAGUCUCUCUUAACGUUGUACCCAGAAUCUCUUUUUGGUAUUUACCGGAAUUUUAUUUAUUUGCAUUAUAUUCUCUUGAACAGUGUGAAUAAGCUUAUAUAUUCGUCUCAUUUAUAUUAUUGUUUUUAUACAUUGGAAAGAUUGUUUAGUGUAUAUUUUAUAUAUUCGCCUCCUUUAUAUGAUAUGUGCCGAUGUGCGUUUGCAUUCAACAA
Cuscuta europaea is the source of this 1395-nucleotide messenger RNA. The record is from the annotation of a GenBank genome assembly. NCBI's taxonomy places the organism in Eukaryota, Viridiplantae, Streptophyta, Magnoliopsida, Solanales, Convolvulaceae.